AAUAAGAUCGAUUUCUCAGCAGGACUCCAGCACUUUACACAUGUUUGAGAUCAGUGGACCCAUGGUGGACUCAAAGUUGUUUAUCUGUAGCAGUGCUGCUUACAGGAAGUGUUGGAUAGAGAAGAUAGAGGACAGGAGAUGCAAGUCCCUCAGACAGCAGCUCAGUCCAUCUCAGAGUACUCUCUCUUACCUGUUGCCCUGUGAUGAGAGCUGGAAGCGGGAGGAGCUGAAACGGUACUUACUUCGGUCUCCCAUAAUGCAAUGGGAGGGAUCGCCAAUUCAACACAUGGGCCAGCCUGUCUUCCUUUCACUGGUACACAUCAGCAACACACAGAAACAGGGAUCUCAGGAGCGUCUUCUUGUACUGUUUUCUCUGGACAUCCUGAUCUUAUCUGUGGACUGUCAGCGAAUCAGGGUGAAAUAUGAGGGUCGUCUACCCCGGAGAAGCAUCAGAGCUGUAGAGAGAUCUGCACAGCCAGGACGACUAGAAUUUGAACUCACAGGACAAAUGAUGGAACCUUUAUUGGUCUCAUGCACGUAUCGAGAAGAUUAUCAGUGCUGGACCUUCCAGCUACAAGAGCCUGCAAACAUGUUACAAGCCUUUCCCAGCCACACGCCGCCACCUCUCAUACCGAAGAAGCGCAGAAGCUAAAAAACUAAAGCAAAGUCAACAGUUUGAGAGAAUUGCAUUUACAUCAUGGUUGUGUUAUUUUGUUAUAUUAAGAGGAAUAUCGGUCUGUUAGUCAGAUACAGUUUCUUGUAAUAGAAAUAUUUUAGGUGCAAGCAGCAACAUGAACAGAAAUGCUUUUGAUCUAUACGAGCUCUUGUUUGCUCUAAUUUGGUGUAAUUUUGUGUAAAUGUGCUCUUGUUUGCUUUAAUAUGGUCUAAUCUGGUCUAAAUGUGCUGGAAAUCUUUACAUGGUGAACCUGGUAACUGAAAGAAUGCCAAACCUCGAAACCUGGAUACAAACAUUAAUACUGAAUCAUGUUUGUUUUUCAUAAUAGUCUAGAAGUUAUUUAUUUGAUUUUUCUUAUACAUGAAGGAUGUCUGACAUUGUACAAAAUUGUGUUUUGCAUGAUUGCAAGAUCUGAGGUCAUGUAGUUUCAUGUCAGUGCAACAUUUUAAACUGUGAAUGUAUAUGUAACAUAACUGCUUCUAAUGUAAA
Trichomycterus rosablanca is the source of this 1165-nucleotide messenger RNA. Its product is annotated as rho guanine nucleotide exchange factor 7. Lineage: Eukaryota; Metazoa; Chordata; Actinopteri; Siluriformes; Trichomycteridae. Gene Ontology annotation, molecular function: guanyl-nucleotide exchange factor activity. Gene Ontology annotation, biological process: lamellipodium assembly. Gene Ontology annotation, cellular component: cytoplasm; lamellipodium. The transcript has 7 exons. The coding region runs from base 41 to 652 and encodes 203 amino acids. The record is from RefSeq and is a predicted model, not a curated record.